GAAGACACCAUGACCUCUCUGACGGAACAAGAAAUUGCCGAGUACAAGGAAGCCUUCAUGCUCUUCGACCGGAAUGGAGACGGGACCAUCACCACCAGGGAACUCGGCACCGUCUUGAGAUCCUUGGGACAAAACCCCACUGAAGCUGAGCUGAGGGAGAUCGUCCACAAGCUGGAAACUGACAAAAACGGCACCAUUGACUUCCCGGAUUUCUUGAACCUGAUGGAAAAGGAAAUCAAGAACCGUGAUUGUCACGAGAUCCGGAAAGCCUUCCAGGUCUUUGACAAAGAUGGGAACGGUUACAUCAGCGCCGCGGAGCUGAGGCACAUCAUGACCAACUUGGGUGAGAAGUUGUCCAAGGAAGAAGUCGAGGAGAUGCUGAAGGUGGCGGACCUGGAUGGAGAUGGGCAGAUGAAUUAUGAGGAAUUCCUGAGGAUGAUGACCAGCAAGUGA
This is a messenger RNA of Thamnophis sirtalis, 453 nucleotides long. The record is from RefSeq and is a predicted model, not a curated record. Lineage: Eukaryota; Metazoa; Chordata; Lepidosauria; Squamata; Natricidae.